CAAGGAACCCGCCCUGGGCCCAGCACUGGGAGCAGAGGAGCCGGUCCCCGCGGCCAUAGGGCCGCCUAACUUUGGCAGCCGCUUUGCAAUGGCUGGGGGUCGUGGGAUACCCGGGCGCCGCGGGGAAGAGCCACCGGAGAGCUACCCGCAGCGACAGGACCACGAGCUGCAGGCCCUGGAGGCCAUCUACGGCGCCGACUUCCAGGACCUACGGCCAGACGCGUGCGGACCGGUCAAAGGACCCCCUGAAAUCAAUUUAGUUCUGUACCCUCAGGGCCUGACUGGUGAAAAAGUAUACGUGAAAGUGGACUUGAGGGUAAAAUGCCCACCAACCUACCCAGAUGUAGUCCCUGAAAUAGAGUUAAAGAAUGCCAAGGGUCUGUCAAAUGAAAGUGUUAAUUUGUUAAAACACGGCCUGGAAGAAGUUGCCAAAAAACAUUGUGGAGAGGUGAUGAUAUUUGAACUGGCUUACCACGUGCAGUCAUUUCUCAGCGAGCAUAACAAGCCCCCUCCCAAGUCUUUUCAUGAAGAAAUGCUGGAAAGGCGGGCUCAGGAGGAGCAGCAGAGGCUGUUAGAGGCCAAGCGGAAGGAGGAGCAAGAGCAACGUGAAAUCCUUCAUGAGAUUCAGAGAAGGAAAGAUGAGAUAAAAGAAGAGAAAAAAAGGAAAGAAAUGGCCAAGCAGGAACGUUUGGAAAUUGCUAGUUUGUCAAACCAAGAUCAUACCUCUAGGAAGGACCCAGGAGGACACAGAACAGCUGCCAUUCUACAUGGAGGCGCUCCCGACUUGGUAGGAAAUAGUAAACAUAGGACCAACUCCUCUGGAAGGUCCAGGCGAGAGCGUCAGUGUUCCGUACACAGUGGUGAAGAUUCCCCUGGCUCUUGUGAAAUCCUGUAUUUCUCUGUGGGUAAUCCUGAUCAGCGCAUGGUAUACAAAGGAAAAUGUAUUGGCAGUGAUGAGCAGCUUGGAAAAUUAGUUUACAAUGCUUUGGAAGCAGCCACUGGCAGCUUUGUCUUGUUGUAUGAGUGGGUCCUUCAGUGGCAGAAAAAGAUGGGCCUGUUCCUUACCAGUCAAGAAAAAGAGAAGAUUGAUAAGUGCAAAAAGCAGAUUCAAGGGGCAGAAACAGAAUUCAGCUCACUGGUAAAAUUGAGCCAUGCCAAUGUAGUGCGCUACUUUGCAAUGAAUCUCAAAGAGCAAGACGACUCCAUCAUGGUGCACAUUUUAGUGGAGCACUUUAAUGGGGUCUCCCUUGCUGUACACCUGAGCCACUCAGGCCCCAUGCCCGUGCAUCAGCUUCGACGGUAUGCAGCUCAGCUCUUGUCGGGCCUUGACUAUUUGCACAGCAAUUCUGUGGUGCACAAAGUUCUGAGUUUAUCAAAUGUCUUGGUGGACGCAGAGGGCACCGUCAAGAUUACGGAUUACAGCAUUUCUAAACGCCUAGCAGACAUUUGCAAGGAGGAUGUGUUUGAGCAAACCCGAGUCCGUUUUAGUGACAGUGCCCUGCCAUACAAAACGGGGAAAAAAGGGGAUGUUUGGCAUCUUGGCCUCCUGCUGCUCUCGCUCAGCCAAGGACAAGAAUGUGGAGAAUACCCUGUGACCAUCCCCAGUGACUUGCCAGCUGACUUUCAAGAUUUUCUAAAGAAGUGUGUUUGCCUGGAUGACAAGGAAAGAUGGAGUCCUCAGCAGCUGUUGAAACACAGCUUUAUAAAUCCUCAGCCAAAAAUGCCUUUAGUGGAACAAAGUCCUGAAGAUUCCGGAGGACAAGAUUACAUUGAGACCGUUAUUCCUAGCAACCAUCUACCCAGUGCUGCAUUCUUCAGUGAGACAGAGAGACAGUUUUCCCGCUAUUUCAUUGAGUUUGAAGAAUUACAACUUCUCGGCAAAGGAGCUUUUGGAGCUGUCAUCAAGGUGCAGAACAAGCUGGACGGCUGCUGCUAUGCCGUGAAGCGCAUCCCCAUCAACCCGGCCAGCAGGCACUUCCGCAGGAUUAAGGGCGAGGUGACGCUGCUGUCGCGCCUGCACCAUGAGAACAUUGUGCGCUACUACAACGCCUGGAUCGAGAGGCACGAGCGGCCGGCGGGCCCCGGCAUGCCGCCCUGGGGCGCUGGGCGCCAGGCCCAGGAUGGGCGAGCCUUGCCCCGGCUGCCGGUGGACGACAGCGACACGGACGGCCCCGACAGCGUGGAGGCGGCCGCCCCGCCGCCCGUCCUCACCAGCUCGGUGGAGUGGAGCACGUCCGCCGAGCGCUCUGCCAGCGCCCGCUUCUCCGCCGCCAGCCCAGACUCCAGCAGCGACGAGGACGACGACGAGGAUGAGCACGACGGUGUCUUCUCCCAGUCCUUCCUGAUGGAGUACUGUGAAAAGAGCACUUUACGCGACACCAUUGACCAGGGACUGUAUCAAGACACCAUCAGACUCUGGAGGCUUUUUCGAGAGAUUCUGGAUGGAUUGGCUUAUAUCCAUGAGAAAGUAAACUUUACAACAGCUGACGGAAAACAAGAUGAUAUGUCAGGAGAUCGCUUGAUUAAAUCAGACCUGUCAGGUCGCUUGACUGGAAUGGUUGGCACUGCUCUGUAUGUAAGCCCAGAGGUCCAAGGAAGCACCAAAUCUGCGUACAACCAGAAAGUGGACCUCUUCAGCCUGGGAAUUAUCUUCUUUGAGAUGUCCUAUCACCCCAUGGUCACAGCCUCAGAAAGGAUCUUUGUUCUCACCCAACUCAGAGAUCCCACUUCACCUAAGUUUCCAGAAGACUUCGAUGAUGGAGAACACACAAAGCAGAAGUCUGUCAUCUCCUGGCUGUUGAACCAUGACCCAGCCAAGCGGCCUACAGCCACAGAGCUGCUGAGGAGCGAGCUGCUGCCCCCGCCCCAGCUGGAGGAGGCAGAGCUGCACGAGGUGCUGCACCACACGCUGGCCAACACUGACAGCAAGGCCUACCGCACCAUGAUGGCCCAGAUCUUCUCCCAGCGUAUCCCCCCUGCCAUCGACUACACCUAUGACAGCGACAUCCUGAAGGGUAGCUUCUCAAUCUGUACAGCCAAGAUACAGCAGCACGUGUGUGAAACCAUCAUCCGCAUCUUUAAAAGACAUGGAGCUGUCCAGUUGUGCACCCCACUGCUGCUUCCCCGAAACAGGCAAAUAUACGAGCACAACGAAGCUGCCUUGUUUAUGGACCACAGCGGGAUGUUGGUGAUGCUUCCUUUCGACCUGAGGGUUCCUUUUGCAAGAUAUGUGGCAAGAAAUAAUAUAUUGAAUUUAAAACGAUACUGCAUAGAACGUGUGUUCAGACCUCGCAAGUUGGACCGAUUUCAUCCCAAAGAACUUCUGGAAUGUGCAUUUGAUAUCGUCACCUCUACCACCAAUAGCUCUCUGCCCACUGCUGAAAUCAUCUACACUAUCUAUGAAAUCAUCCAAGAAUUUCCAGCUCUUCAGGAAAGAAAUUACAGUAUUUACUUGAACCAUACCAUGUUAUUGAAAGCAAUACUCUUACACUGUGGGAUCCCAGAAGAUAAACUCAGUCAAGUAUACAUUAUCCUGUAUGAUGCCGUGACAGAAAAGCUGACAAGGAGAGAAGUGGAAGCUAAAUUUUGUAAUCUGUCUUUGUCUCCUAAUAGUCUGUGUCGACUCUACAAAUUUAUCGAGCAGAAGGGAGAUCUGCAAGAUCUAACACCAACAAUAAAUUCAUUAAUAAAACAGAAAACAGGCAUUGCCCAAUUGGUGAAGUAUGGCUUAAAAGAUCUAGAGGAGGUUGUCGGACUGUUGAAGAAACUUGGCAUAAAGUUACAGGUUUUGAUCAAUUUGGGCCUGGUUUACAAGGUGCAGCAGCACAGCGGGAUUGUCUUCCAGUUCAUAGCACUCAUCAGACGGAGGCAAAGGGCUAUCUCUGAAAUCCUUGCAGCUGGUGGCAGAUACGACCUGCUGAUCCCCCAUUUUAGAGGACCACAGACUCUGGGGCCAGUUCCCACUGCCAUUGGGGUCAGCAUAGCUAUAGACAAGAUAUCUACUGCUGUCCUCAACAUGGAAGAACGUGUUACAAUAAGCUCUUGUGACCUCCUAGUCGUCAGUGUUGGCCAGAUGUCCAUGUCCAGGGCCAUCAACAUAACCCAGAAACUCUGGGCGGCGGGAAUCACAGCAGAAAUCAUGUAUGACUGGUCACAGUCCCAAGAGGAAUUGCAGGAGUACUGCAAACAUCGUGAAAUCACAUACAUGGCUCUUGUCUCAGAUAAAGAAGGAAGCCAUGUCAAGGUUAAGUCCUUUGAAAAGGAAAGGCAAACAGAGAAACGCGUGCUGGAGUCUGAUCUUGUGGACCACGUUGUGCAGAAACUGAGGACUAAAGUCAGUGAUGAAAGGACUGUCAGAGAAGUUUCCGAUAAUCUUGCAGUACAAAAUCUGAAGGGGUCAUUUUCUAAUGCUUCAGGUCUGUUUGAAAUCCAUGGAGCAGCAGUUGUUCCCACUGUGAGUGUGAUAGCCCCAGAGAAGCUGUCGGCCAGCACCAGGCGGCGGUAUGAAACUCAGGUGCAAACCCGACUUCAGACUUCCCUUGCCAACUUACAUCAGAAAAGCAGUGAAAUUGAAAUUUUGGCUGUGGAUCUACCCAAAGAGACAAUCUUACAGUUUUUAUCAUUAGAGUGGGAUGCUGAUGAACAAGCAUUUAAUACAACUGUGAAGCAGCUGCUGUCACGCCUGCCAAAGCAAAGAUACCUGAAAUUAGUCUGUGAUGAAAUUUAUAACAUCAAAGUAGAAAAAAAGGUGUCUGUGCUAUUCCUGUAUAGCUACAGAGAUGACUACUACAGAAUCUUAUUUUAAUCCUCAACAAUGGUCAUUACACUGUUCAGACAGGAACGUAUACUAUAAAAUGUUGUACAUUCAUUGUAAUUUUAAGUUAGCUUUACAUUUUAAGAAGCUGUCCCACAAAGUUGAGCUUUGUAAGUUUUUCAGAUGUAAUAUAAAUUUAUCUUUUUGAAUAUAAAUGCUUUCAUGUAUCUGCUUUUUCAUUGCAAAUUUAACACUAAAGGUUUUAUGGAGCUAGAAUACAACAGCCUUGUUCUUCCCUUAACCCUAAUGACUAAGCACAUGAAAAUGUCCAAAGUGAAGGGUGUAAAGAAGUCAAAUAUCAUCAUUAUCUUGGAAUCUUUAAUCUGUUAUAUGCUUAUCCUAAAGUGGUUAAGCAAACUUUCAUUGGACUAUGAGAACUCAUUCAAAUUUGCUAAAGGAUCAAUGAUGAUAAAAUUAUAUAGCCAGUUGAGAAGAAUACCCAUGAACUAACACAACUUUUUAUAAAACUGUCAGGUUUCAACUCCAAUAACCCUAGAAGGCUAAAGCCUAUUCAUAAUCACGUUCCAGAAUUAGUAGUUAUUGCCAGAAACUAUUACUAUGGGAUGGGAAAAGGAAUAAAUAAGAGAUGGUCAGUGCUGAUAAAUAGAUUUAAUGAUACAUUCCUCUUCACACAGAUGGCUACAGAGAUUUUAAGAAUAUACCCUACGCAACACAGACCAAUUAGCCAGACCUAAAAUAAACUGGCUUCUAAAGACUACCCUGUAAACAUUACAUCCCUUCUCCCAUCCAAAAUGACCCUAAUCUCACAUGAAAAUAGUUAUUGUAGGGGAACCAGAAAGCUUUGUGGUCAAAA
Hipposideros armiger (great roundleaf bat) is the source of this 5627-nucleotide messenger RNA. It is a transcript of the gene EIF2AK4, whose product is annotated as eukaryotic translation initiation factor 2 alpha kinase 4. The record is from RefSeq and is a predicted model, not a curated record. The transcript has 36 exons. Gene Ontology annotation, cellular component: cytoplasm; cytosol; nucleus. Gene Ontology annotation, biological process: regulation of translational initiation by eIF2 alpha phosphorylation; DNA damage checkpoint signaling; negative regulation of cytoplasmic translational initiation in response to stress. Gene Ontology annotation, molecular function: protein binding; eukaryotic translation initiation factor 2alpha kinase activity; ATP binding. The coding region runs from base 89 to 4804 and encodes 1571 amino acids. NCBI's taxonomy places the organism in Eukaryota, Metazoa, Chordata, Mammalia, Chiroptera, Hipposideridae.